AUGAAGCUCUUACAUUUCGCAUCGGUCCUGGCUAGUGCCAGUCUUUUCACCAGGCCAGUCCUAGCUGUCGGAGCUGGAGACAUUUUCCGAACCAUUCCUUCCCCGACGGAUGGUAACUGUGCCGAGCAAAACGUAGAUUUGAUGGUUCAGGAGGCUAUCACACUCAACAACAAAGCUAUCAAAGCUCUCGAUACCCUCACACAAGACAAAUUACUUUCCAUUUUUGGAGAGGAGGGACGGCUCUCACAGAUAGCCGCGGCCAUAUGGGGUGUCUGGAGGAUGCCAGAUAUUGGCUUCACGGGAGCCGGGAUCCGGUUCAGUGACGACGACAAAGCCAUGUUGAAUAAGGCUAAAGAGUACUACGAAGAAGCCAACGCCAAGCUGCUUAGCGGAAACAACAACGAUGACGGAAAGUUGUCCUGUGGAACAGGGGAUUGGUUAUAUGCUGCCGAUUGGAAAGCUCUGGGCUAUCCUGACAGGCCAUGGAAGCUCCCAAAUGGUGGUAAAUUCGUUUCGAAAUACUUCUCUCAGAAGGUGCUAGGCCAGUACCAAAUGACAAGUGAGACCAUUAUGACAGAUGCGAUUGUUUACGGCCACGACUAUUCCCAAACGGGUUUUUGCGAUGGCACUACCCAAGGUCUGACCAUACCGCACAAAAAAUACAUCACCAUGUGCGACUCAUCGUUCAAGGAUAGCACCCUCGCCGACCUAUUGACCCAGCAAUCAACAUGGACAAGUGGGCAGAAGAUAGACGACCUUAACACGGCAGGGGCGGAUUUCCAGCACGAAAUGUUCCAUUACAUCAACAAAGGAAUUGUGGACAAGUUGACCCGCGGGGGCAACCGUGCAUAUGGGUGGGCCAAUUGCGCCUUACUUGCCGCGAAAAGCGACGAAGGCCUUAAGUCUGCCCAAUUGUAUAAUGCAGACAGCUACCGCUUAUUUGCUCUGGCAGCAUUCUUCGACCGCACCUGGUGGAAUGCGGAAGGGCAGAAAUCUUGA
Messenger RNA from Penicillium riverlandense, 999 nucleotides. RefSeq lists its product as uncharacterized. The transcript is spliced from 4 exons. Gene Ontology annotation, molecular function: metallopeptidase activity. NCBI's taxonomy places the organism in Eukaryota, Fungi, Ascomycota, Eurotiomycetes, Eurotiales, Aspergillaceae. Bases 1 to 999 code for a protein of 332 amino acids. The record is from RefSeq and is a predicted model, not a curated record.